GGUAUUCAGCACUGAACUAACAUGCUAGCCAUUAAUAUGGUCCUGGAAGAUAUAUUAUUUUCUAAUAAUUAUUUUCGGUUUUUCAUGACAGUAUUUGGUCCAAUGAUCUGUUUUUAUAUUUAGUUACUAUAAUACAGGUAACAUUGUUUUGAACGAUGGUCUUACACAAUAUCGAAUCGUUUUUAUUUCCGAAAGUUGCUAAACAUCAAGUGAGAUUUCAGGUCCUGCAGUGACGUCAGAGACACGAAGAUGGCGGCGUCCAUGCAGGAAGUUGGGUUUUCCGCCUUUUCAAAUGAAACAUGUUCUACUGAAAAAGUCUCAAGCGAAACAAAUGAGGAGGACGAUGCAACCGAAGAACCAGAAGAACCAAAAGAACCGAGAGUUCGGGAAACUCCAGAAGACAUCAGAUUCGAAGCCAUCGUUAACACCCUUGCUUUCCAUCCGACACGGGACAUCCUUGCAGCUGGUGACAUCGAUGGAGACAUCUACGUCUACUCGUACUCCUGUACAGAGGGAGAGACCAAGGAGCUUUGGUCUUCCGGACAUCAUCUCAAGUCCUGCCGCGAACUUUCCUUUUCUCAGGACGGCCAGAAGCUGUUCAGUGUGUCCAAGGACAAGUCCAUCCACAUCAUGGAUGUGGAAGCAGGGAAACUGGUCACCCGCAUUGCCAAGGCACACAGUGUCCCCAUCAAUGCCCUGCUGCUGAUCGAUGAGAACCUGCUGGCCACCGGGGACGACGGCGGUACUCUGAAAGUUUGGGACAUGCGUAAGGGGACGGCGUUCAUGGACCUGAAACAUCACGAAGACUACAUCAGCGGCUUGGCCAUUGACCAGACCAAAAAGAUCCUGCUCACUUCCAGCGGUGACGGGACGAUGGGCGUGUUCAACAUCAAGAGGCGACGGUUUGACCUGCUGUCAGAGUUCCAGAGUGGAGAUCUCACUUCUGUGGCCAUCAUGAAACACGGGCGCAAGGUGGUGUGCGGCUCCAGCGAAGGCACUAUCUACAUCUUCAACUGGAACGGGUUCGGCGCCACCAGCGACCGCUUCGCCGUCAGGGCGGAGUCUGUGGACUGCGUCAUUCCCAUCACCGACAGCAUCCUCUGCGCGGCCUCCAUGGACGGUGUCAUAAGGGCCAUCAACCUUCUCCCGAACCGCGUGUUGGGCAGCGUGGGGCAGCACGUGGGCGAGCCCGUGGAGCAGAUCGCCCGGUCCCGUGACACCCGCUUCCUGGCCAGCUGCGCCCACGACCAGCUGGUCAAGUUCUGGGACAUCUCGGGCCUGCCCGACAUGGGGGUGAGCGACUACCGGCGGCGCAAGAAGAAGGGCAAGAAGCUCAAGUCCCUCAGCAAGAAGGCCUUCGGCACCGGGGACGACUUCUUCUCCGGGCUGAUGGAGGAGACGGAAGAAAAGAAGGAUGAGGAGGAGGAGGAGGAAGAGGGAGACGACAGCGACAGCGGGAGCGAUUGAUUGCGUGGAAGUUUGGCGGGAGGGGGAGAUGGGAUUCCGCGUGCGGUGUUGGGUUCCGCCGAUGACGCAAGUCAUGCAGAUUGGUCGGCGGCUUGGGAGACGUUCCUGACGCAUGUGAAAUGGCCCGGAACUUUGUCACAAAUUGACCUCCAGACCCCCCGGCCACCCCCAACAGGGACGAAUCUUCUGACCAUAGUUUGACCCGCUGUUUGACCAGUGCUUGAAACGAUGCCAGGAGCAGAUCAUACUUGGUCGUCUGGACACUAGUAUACACUUCCAAAAAAAACUAGAACAUUCAUAGUGGCAUCCCAAUAUUUUUUGAUACAAAAGGAUUUGUACGAGUUUUGCUUUAAAGUGAAGACUAAUGUAGUGACUUACAGUCCUGACUCCUUGCGUAGGCCCUCAUGCAUUCACAUGUAAUGGGUUCCCUCGAGAGCCAUGUGAAACCUGAGAGGCCCCAAUGAGAGGGUGUGAGGAAAGAUGGGAUCUGGAGAGGGUCUGGUGCUAAUUAAGGGGUCAGAAGUCACCCUUCAGGGGUCCAGAGCCACCCCACAUGGGGCACCAGGACUUCUGAGGCUCUUGGCAGCUUCACACCAAGCCUGCUGAUAAAGUUGUGUGUGUGUGUGUGUGUGCGUGCGUGUGUGUGCGUAUGUUUUUGGGCACUGAAAUACUGAAAUAUCUGAUGCAGAAAUUAAUUCUAAUAAUAUCCCCAUCAAUUCAUGUGAGACAAUAAAAGUCCAUGACAUUUCUUAAAUGGAUUGCUGAGUUAAUAUAUACAAUAGAAAAGCCAUGGAAGGAAGUUCUGUUGGAAAACUUUGGCUUACUUGAAAUAUUCAAGACAUUUAUAAUUUUUUUUCACUUCUGGUGUUCCAGUGUGAGGCUCGGCUGUCUAGCCAGAAGACCACAUCCAGGCUGUGCCUGUCUAGAGUCUGACAGGAGUGUUAGAAUUAGCCUUUCAGUGAGAAAGUGAGGGCUUUCUGAGCUGAAGGAUCAUGGGAAGGGUGUGCCAUGUUAAUUCAGCAGCAUGGUUAGGUUAUUCUUUUCAAUAUGACCGCGCUGAAGUGCACUAUUUGAAGUGUUGGAUGCCAACAAACACAGCAUUUAAUUGCAUGUACUAACAAAGAAAGAUGCCCAUACCAGCCAGUUAGCCAUAAAAUAGCAGUUCCGUGGUUAUAUUCCUAAUGGUGUAAACUCCUGCAAAGAUACAGUGCAGUCAGCUCUGUGUAUCUGAAAAUCGUAUCCUUCCUUGCACACAUGCAUGAAAUGCUCUCACACAGCCUGCACAUACACAUGAAACGUUUGAAACGUUCUGAAACGUUCAUUUAAGUAUGUCAGUUUAUUUUUUCUUCUUGCUAAUGUUUUGUAUGUUUGUGCCGAAGUUUCAAAUGUGUGCGAGUUCUGCGUAAAAUAAAAUGAAAUGUAAAUGUUU
This is a messenger RNA of Anguilla rostrata (American eel), 2896 nucleotides long. RefSeq names its product WD repeat domain 55 (gene wdr55). The record is from RefSeq and is a predicted model, not a curated record. Gene Ontology annotation, molecular function: protein binding. Lineage: Eukaryota; Metazoa; Chordata; Actinopteri; Anguilliformes; Anguillidae. Bases 250 to 1467 code for a protein of 405 amino acids. The transcript has 9 exons.